This is a messenger RNA of Equus caballus (horse), 936 nucleotides long. The record is from RefSeq and is a predicted model, not a curated record. Lineage: Eukaryota; Metazoa; Chordata; Mammalia; Perissodactyla; Equidae.
AUGCCCCAGCAAAAUAUAACCAUUUUCCAUCCAUCUACAUUUUUUCUUUUAGGCAUCCCAGGGCUUGAGACUGCCCACGCUUGGAUUUCUUUGCCCUUCUGCUGUGUUUAUUUGAUGGCUUUUAUUGGCAAUGUCACAAUUUUCACAGUCAUAUGGACAGAGAGAACCCUCAGGGAUCCAAUGUUCUUUUUCCUGGCCAUUCUAUCAACAAUAGAUCUGGCCCUUUUCACAUCCUCAGUACCACGUAUGUUGGGUAUCUUCUGGUUUAAUGCUCAUGAAAUUGGCUUUGGAGCCUGUGUGGCCCAGAUGUUUCUCUUACACACCUUCACAGGAAUGGAGUCUGCAGUCCUGCUGGCAAUGGCCUUUGACCACUAUGUAGCCAUCUGUGCACCACUCCACUAUACAACCAUCCUGACAGCCUCAGUGCUGUCAGGAAUUGGGAUGGGCAUUGUAUUGAGUACAGUUGUGCUCUCAUUGCCUAUGAUCUACCUAAUCCACCAUCUGCCAUUUUGCAAUGCCCACAUUAUUGCCCACACCUACUGUGAGCACAUGGGCAUUGCCAAGUUGGCUUGUGCCAAUGUUCAAAUCAAUGCCAUGUACGGUCUCUUUGUUGCUUCCUUCCUUGUCCUUGUCCUGGUGCUGGUUGGAAUCUCCUAUGGCUACAUACUCCAUACUGUAUUCUACCUCAAAUCCCCAGAUGCCCGUCACAAGACACUGAGCACUUGUGGCUCCCAUGCUGGAGUCAUGUUUAUUUUCUAUACACCUUCUCUCUUCUCCUUCCUCACUCACCGAUUUGGCCAAAAAAUACCCCCUUAUGUCCACAUUCUUGUUGCCAACAUCUACGUCGUUCUUCCACCCGCCCUCAACCCUAUUAUCUACGGGGUAAGGACCAAGCAAAUCAGAAAGUGUGUGAUCCAAGUAUUUACUGGCAAGUAA